UCGUUAGCUUUAACUGGCGUCGAGCCAUGUGCUGAAGCCCCUGCUGUAGUAGAAGAAACUGACCAUUAUAAGACACCAAUGGAAACAAGUCAGCUGAUUCUGGAUCGGCUUUUUGAGGUUGGCUUUAGGGCCUACAGCAAAAAAGAGAUUCAGAAGCUCAGUGUCAAAGAAAUCAUAAAUCCACAGCUGUUUGAUAAUCUAGGCUUACCAGCAGUUGGUGGUCUAUAUGAUCCAACCCUUGGACCAACACGGCAUGAUGAUAUUUGUGACACAUGUGGGCAAACUGCCCGGCACUGCCCUGGCCAUUUUGGACACAUCAGUCUGGCAUUGCCUGUGUUCAAUCCAAUCUUCUUUAAAACAAUGUUCAAGAUUCUCCAAGGAACAUGUUUAACAUGUUAUCGCGUGAUGGUUCCAGAAAUUGAGGCGGAACUUUUUAUGUACCAGAUGCAACUAUUAGAAAAAGGAUGUGUUCUUAGUUCUUUGAAAUUGGAAGAAUUUUUCAUCCAGAUUGUAGCCCAAACAGAAAAAAAAAUAUCUAAGUUCGAGAUCUUGCCAAAGCUUAAAGCUUUCGCGAACGACUUGUUGACUGAUGAGGCUUCUACUUCAUCUACCGUUACUAAGAUGGUGGACUCUGAAUUUUCUUCUUUGGUGAGCAACAUGCUGAAAAAAUAUUUUGUAAUUAAGAAGUCACGACCCUGCCCUUAUUGCAAAACCACACCACGAUAUCUUCGCCAGGAAUAUUCUAGUCGUAUCAGUGUGAGCGGGAGGACAGCCAAUGAGUCAUUAAACGUUCCAGCAAAAACAAAGAAAAAACCUUCAUCAUCUACACCAGAUUAUGAAGAACCUGUUGAAGCAGAAAAUGAGAUGCCAGAAACAACUGAAGUGGAUACUUUGUUAGCAAAGGGGGAGGGAAAAUGCAUGCUAAUGCCACACUUAGCCAAACAGAUCCUUCGAGAAGCAUGGAAAAGAGAUGGAAAACUUCUUCAGAAGAUUUUCCACUGCCUGGAGAAAGUGCAGGAUACAGAGGCACCCACAGACAUGUUUUUCGUGGAAUCUGUGCUAGUGCCACCUGCUCGUUUUCGCCCUCUGAAUGUUCUUGGUGACCGCAAGUUUGAAAAUCCACAAACAGCAAGUCUCUCCAGAGUGUUAUCUGAAAACUAUGAAAUUAGUCAACUGCUGUCUUCAAUGAAAUCUAGUCCUAUGACUACAGUUGAACUAGAUGUGGAAAAGACUGCAGCCCAAAUUGCAGAACAACUGCAGUCAAAAUGGUUUCAGUUGCAGACUCUUGUCAAUAGUCUUAUUGACAGUGACCUGGACAAAAUAACUGCUGAUAAUAAAAAAAUACCUGGUGUGCGGCAGAUGCUGGAGAAAAAGGAAGGUUUGUUUCGAAUGCACAUGAUGGGCAAACGUGUGAAUUAUGCUGCUCGUUCCGUGAUCUCUCCUGAUCCUUGCAUUGGCACUGAUGAGAUUGGAGUACCACUUGUCUUUGCCCAGAAACUGACUUUUCCGAAGCCAGUUACUCCUUGGAAUGUUCAUGAGCUUCGCCAGAAUGUCAUCAAUGGCCCCAAUGUCUACCCAGGGGCUACUCUGGUUGUGAAGGAGGAUGGGAAUGUUAUCAGACUGAGCGCUACUGAUCGUGUUCAGAGGGAAGCUGUUGCCAAGCAGCUUCUCACUCCUAGUCAUGGAGCAAACAACCUUCAACUUCCAAAACAGGUUUACUGCCACCUCAAAAACGGUGAUGUUUUAUUACUGAACAGACAACCAACCCUUCACAGACCAAGUAUUCAAGCUCACAAGGCUCGAGUGCUACAUGGUCAAAAGACAAUGCGUCUGCACUAUGCAAACUGCAAAGCCUACAAUGCAGACUUUGAUGGUGAUGAAAUGAAUGCCCAUUUCCCUCAAAGUGAGCUGUGCAGGGCAGAGGCUUAUGGGAUAGUUGGCACCCAAUGUCAGUACCUAGUACCCAAGGAUGGCACUCCGCUAGCUGGCCUCAUUCAGGAUCAUAUCAAUGCAGGUGUUCUACUCACAAUACGAGGCCAGUUUUUUAACAGACAAGACUACUGCAACCUGCUAGAGAUGACACUAACUAGACGGCAGAAAAGAAUUCAUCUACUGCCCCCAGCCAUUUUGAAGCCAUGCUGUAUGUGGUCUGGAAAACAGGUUUUCUCCACUCUUCUUCUCAACCUUAUUCCAGAAGGCAAGAAACCACUCAGUUUAUUCAGCAAAACCAAGAUACCUGAAAAGAGCUGGACAACAAAGGAUGUACAAAGUUUCAGAGACUUGCUGUCCUUGGAACAGCUUGGAGAAAGUACAGUCAUUAUUAAGCAUGGGGAACUUCUCCAGGGGGUGCUGGAUAAGUCUCAGUGUGGGCCAUCUCCAUUUGGUCUUGUUCAUUCUGUAUAUGAGUUGUAUGGAGGGAAUGUGGCAUACCAGCUGUUGACUUGUCUCGGACGUUUGUUCACAUCCUUUCUUUCGCUGCAAGGCUUCACACUGGGGAUAGAAGAUGUUCUUGUCAAGACAAAAGAUGAUUCUAGACGUAGAAAAGUCAUCACUGAGUCUUCCAGCAUAGGACAUCAGGCAGCCCUGGUGACAUUUGGAAUGACUGCUGAGGAGUGCAGCAAUGAGGAGUUAAUGCACAAACUGAGAGAAGCACAUUUUGCAUCUGAUGAUUUUAAGAUGCAGGAACUAGAUGCUACUACCAAAAAGUUCACUGACAGAAUCCAGGACAAGAUUGUGAAAUGCACAAUGCCAAAAGGACUCUUUAAGAGCUUUCCUGCAAACAACCUUCAGCUUAUGGUGCAGUCUGGGGCCAAGGGAUCCACAGUUAACUGCAUGCAGAUGUCCUGUUUGCUGGGUCAAAUUGAACUGGAAGGUCGGCGCCCAUCGUUGAUGAAGAGUGGGCGCUCAGUUCCUUCUUUCCACCCAUAUGAUAUGUCGCCCAGAGCCAGAGGGUUUGUAAUGGGCCGUUUCCUCACUGGCAUCAAGACCCAGGAGUUGUUUUUCCAUUGCAUGGCAGGCAGAGAGGGCCUGGUAGAUACCGCCGUGAAAACCAGUCGCAGUGGUUACCUGCAGCGUUGUCUUAUCAAACAUCUGGAGGGAAUAAUGGUCAACUAUGACAUGACAGUGCGGGAUAGCGAUGGUAGUAUAGUGCAGUUCUACUAUGGUGAGGAUGGCAUGGAAGUAAACAAGACACCAUUCCUACAGAGCAAACAACUACCAUUUCUACUACAGAAUAAAGAUGUGAUUUGUGCCAGGAAAGAUUUAACCCUUGAAUUAAAGGAAGUUAGGAAAACCAAGAAAAAGAUAAACAAGUGGGAAAGGAAGCACAAGACUAAGGAACGAGCAUCAGGAUUCCUAAAUUUCUGUUCAGAUCAGAACAAGAAGCAUCUUAACAGUCUUGGAGAGGAUUUAUUGAAAAUUGAUAAGAAUGUAGGUAGAACUGUCUUGGCCAGAAGACUGCAGCUGGAAUGGCGUGGACUGGAUCUUAGGAGACGAGAGAAGUACUCCAGAAAAUGUAGUUGUCCAGACCCAGUGAUGUCCAUCUUUUGGCCCCAGGCUCACACUGGUGUUAUCCCAGAAAAUCUGCAAAAGUCCCUCGGUAGUGUACAGCAGGAUCUGCUUGCAUAUGGAAGGACUGGCGAUGCUGCAGACCUUGAGACCAUUGUAUAUAACAAAGCUGUGCAAUCAUUGUGCCAGCCGGGUGAGGCUGUUGGAUUGGUGUGUGCACAGUCUAUUGGAGAACCAUCCACGCAGAUGACACUGAACACUUUUCAUUUUGCUGGCCGUGGUGAGAUGAAUGUUACUCUAGGUAUACCUCGGCUUCGUGAGAUUUUGAUGACAGCCAGCCACACAAUCAAGACUCCUUUGAUGGACGUGCCAGUCUUCAACACACCCGAGGCAUUGACAGCUGCCCAGAAUCUACAGAGAAAACUGAACCGUGUCACCUUAAGUGAGGUCUUACAGACAAUCGAGACAACUGAGUAUCUUUUCUCAGAUGUUCAAAUCAAAGAUGAGAGACGUAGAAUGUACAAAAUACACUUCACCAUUCUCCCUUGGGAUUCCUACAAAGAGAAGCUACAAAUGAAACCCCGGCAGAUAGUGAAGUACAUUGAAGAUGUGUUUCUGCCUCGACUUUGUAGAGCUGCACUAGAAGCCAUGAAGAAGAAAAAGAAAGAGAUAGUAUCACAUGCAACCAUUCGCAGAAUUGCGAUUGAUCAGGAACAAGCAGAUGCUCCGCCUCUUGAGGAUGUGGAAUCUGAUGAUGAAAUUGAUGAUGGUGAUGCUACAGCAGACAAAGCACGAGACCGUCAGGCAGACACAUUGGAAUACCAGGGAGAGGAGGAUGAGAAGAUGGAGAUUGGUGAGACUGAUCAGGUCGAAGAUGACAUGGAAGAUUUACAGCCAGAAAACCAGACAAUCAUAAAAGAUGAGGAUUUGUCAGACAGUGAAAAUCAUGAGACAGAAGAGAGAAUGGACAGAAAGGGUUGGGAGCAGGUACGUGAAUAUCGCCGUCACAAAAAGGGGAAGUGGUGUGAAGCAGUUUUGGAGUUCCAAGCAUCUGGACAAAGAGUGGAUAUAAAGUCACUGGUGACAAACAAAGCUCAAGAGGCAGUCAUUCAGCAGGUUAAGGGCAUCACUCGAUGUUUUCUCACCAAUCAGCCAGACAAUAAUCAACGGGUGCAUCUUCGUACGGAAGGUGUCAACAUUCAGGAGAUAAUUAAAUACUUGGACAUACUGGAUCUGAAUGAGCUGUAUACUAACAGCAUUGCUGACAUUCAGACUACCUAUGGUAUUGAAGCAGCAACUAAAGCUAUUAUUAAGGAAGUGAAAGAUGUGUUUGCAGUGUAUGGAAUUCAAGUGGACUAUCAUCAUUUAUCAUUGGUGGCUGACUACAUGACCUACCAGGGCAGCUACACAGGCUUUAAUCGAAUGUCCAUGGGCUCCAACCCAUCACCCCUACAGAAAAUCACCUUUGAAACAUCAGUAAACUUUUUAUUACAUGCUUGCACCAAUGCCCGACCUGACCAGCUGAGGUCCCCAUCUGCUAGAAUUAUAGCUGGCCAGGUGGUACACUCUGGGACUGGAGCCUUUGACAUUCUUCAGAAGCUGUCUGUAUGAACUUGUUUUCUGAAGCCAAUACAUUGGAGAAAGGCAGAGAUUUUAUGGUGGAUUCAAGUGACUUUCUCCUGGCUCUGCUAGUUUGUCAAGACAGCACAUUUGGAUCUUACAUUUUUCAUGACAUGCAUGUACGUAAUAAAAGGGUGGACAUGGAGCAUUGCAUUUACAGUUUGAGAAUGGUUUAGUUCACUGUUAAUGCUUUGUAAUAGGACCCUGCUGAUUCCAUUCUCAUUUUUAACAGUUGCUGCGGUGUCUUGUCACAAACACUUUGUAUUCAGACCAGAGAUGAAAGAUUGGGCAAUCCAAUUCUUCAUGACUUCCAUAUAUAAUUAUAGAUAUUGUGAUUAAUUUUUCAUAUGAAACUUCAUGGCUUUUGAAAUUUGUAAAUGUAUGUGUUCUGUUAUUAUGAUAAAUUUGUAAUAAGAAA
Pomacea canaliculata is the source of this 5545-nucleotide messenger RNA. Its product is annotated as DNA-directed RNA polymerase I subunit RPA1-like. The coding region runs from base 79 to 5118 and encodes 1679 amino acids. Gene Ontology annotation, biological process: DNA-templated transcription. Gene Ontology annotation, cellular component: RNA polymerase I complex. Gene Ontology annotation, molecular function: DNA binding; DNA-directed RNA polymerase activity. NCBI's taxonomy places the organism in Eukaryota, Metazoa, Mollusca, Gastropoda, Architaenioglossa, Ampullariidae. The transcript has 34 exons. The record is from RefSeq and is a predicted model, not a curated record.